CAACCACUUUGCAUUCAUUGCCUAUUCUACGUUGGUGCUAAUAAGUGGUCGUCACUUGAUUGCGCGGAUUUUGGUAGCUUCAACUCUUAUCGCACUUCUCAAUCACAAGCCAUUAGAUUCUGGAACUAGUGUUAAGCAGCUACUGUCAAAGGUCAGGCGUAUUUUUAUCAGUUCCAGUCAUGAAUGAUGAGCAGCGAUUGGCGGUAGUGAAGGAACACAUUGGGGAGUUCCCAGACUUUCCGAAAAAGGGAAUCGUUUUCAAAGAUAUUUUCACAGCGCUGACAAAUGGUCACGUGUGUACCUGCCUUAAGGAGUUGAUCGUCAAUCAUGUCCGAUCCAAGUGUCCGGAUGUGGAAGUGAUUGUGGGGUUGGAGUCGCGCGGGUUCCUGUUCAGCUUCACGAUAGCCGCGGAAUUAGGAAUAGGAUGUGUCCCCGUCCGCAAGAAAGGCAAAUUGCCCGGGGAGUGCGUUUCCGUCGAAUAUGUCUUGGAAUAUGGGAAGGACGUUUUUGAGAUGCAGAAAGAUUCCAUUAAGAAGGGCCAAAAGGUGCUAAUUAUAGAUGAUCUUCUUGCUACUGGAGGUUCCAUGGAAGCAGCGGUACGUUUAGUUCGCAAACUCGGUGGCGAAGUACAAGAAGCGCUUGUACUUAUAGAGCUUCCAUUUCUCAACGGACGUAAGCGCCUUGACUGUAAUGUUCAUUCCUUUAUACAAUACUAGGUGCUAGAGCAUGGAAAUCCAGGAUGUGCUAGUUGUUACAAUUUUUUUAAUAUACUGUCUCAAAAGCUAACUUGUUAUAAUUCCAUAUUGCAUUUUGUUGAAUAAAUAUUACACGGUGUAAUUUUUUACCUUAA
This is a messenger RNA of Hermetia illucens (black soldier fly), 850 nucleotides long. RefSeq names its product adenine phosphoribosyltransferase (gene Aprt). The transcript has 3 exons. The record is from RefSeq and is a predicted model, not a curated record. Lineage: Eukaryota; Metazoa; Arthropoda; Insecta; Diptera; Stratiomyidae. Gene Ontology annotation, molecular function: adenine phosphoribosyltransferase activity; AMP binding; adenine binding. Gene Ontology annotation, cellular component: cytoplasm. Bases 180 to 716 code for a protein of 178 amino acids. Gene Ontology annotation, biological process: AMP salvage; adenine salvage.